Molecule: messenger RNA, 5045 nt
Organism: Haemorhous mexicanus (house finch)
Lineage: Eukaryota; Metazoa; Chordata; Aves; Passeriformes; Fringillidae
Product: protocadherin alpha-6-like
Biological process (GO): homophilic cell-cell adhesion
Cellular component (GO): plasma membrane
Molecular function (GO): calcium ion binding
Source: RefSeq, a predicted model, not a curated record
GCGGCGGCGGGGAGCCGUGCGGGGCCCGGGCCGGGGCUGGCGGCCACAGCGGCGGCGGCAACCACAGGGGCGGCGGCAGGAAGGAUGGGCGAGCGUUGUUGCGCGGCGGUGCUGCGGGUGCUGGUGCUGCAGGCGGCCUGGGCGCUGGCGGGCGGGCAGGUGCGCUACUCGGUGCCGGAGGAAGCCAAGGCCGGCACGGUGGUGGGCCGUCUGGCGCAGGACCUGGGCCUGGAGGCGGGCGAGGCGGAGGCGCGGCGGCUGCGGCUGGUGGCGCAGGGCCGGCGGGCGAGCGUGGAGGUGAGCGGGGCGAGCGGCGCGCUGCUGGUGAGCUCGCGGCUCGACCGGGAGGAGCUGUGCGGCAAGAGCGCGCCGUGCGCGCUGCGCCUGGAGGUGCUGCUGGAGCGGCCGCUGCGCGUCUUCCAUGUGCAGCUGGAGGUCACCGACAUCAACGACAAUGCCCCCGUCUUCCCCGCCGCCCGGAAAAACCUCAGCAUCGCGGAAUCAUCUCUGCCGGGGUCUCGUUUCCCUCUGGAGGGCGCGACGGAUGCGGAUAUCGGAGCGAAUGCGCAGCUCACCUAUACACUCAGUCCCAGCGAGCAUUUCUCUCUGGAUUUACAAAAAACCGAGAUGGACGGUGAGUCCUUAUUCCUGGUGCUCAGGAAGCCACUGGACCGCGAGACGAUGCCCAUGCACUGGUUGGUGCUGACGGCGAGUGACGGGGGCCGGCCGUCUCUGACGGGGACAAUGGAGCUAGUGAUCUCGGUGCUGGAUGCAAACGAUAACUCGCCCCAGUUCAACCAGUCUGUGUAUAAAGUGCAGCUGCCAGAAAAUGCAGAACGAGGCACUUUAGUAAUCAAACUAAAUGCUAUGGAUUUAGAUGAAGGAUCAAACAGUAAUAUCUCUUAUUCUCUCGAGACUUUGUUUCCUCAGGAUGGAAAAGGCGUUUUCGGAAUCGACAGAAAAAGUGGGGAGAUUCGUCUCAGGAAUAAAUUAGAUUUUGAAGAUGUUAGUCUCUACCGCCUGCAAGUGGAUGCCACAGAUCAAGGAAACCCUCCACUGUCGGGCCACUGCAAGGUGGUGCUGGAGGUGCUGGACGUGAACGACAACGCGCCGGAGGUGUGGGUGACGUCGCUGUCGGUGCCGGUGGCCGAGGACGCGUCGGUGGGGACGGUGGUGGCCCUGCUGAGCGUGUCGGACCGGGACUCGGGGGAGAACGGUCGCGUGCGGUGCUGGGUGUGGCCGGCGUCGCCGUUCGGUCUGGAGGCGACGUUCGCGGGCUCGUACUCGCUGGUGCUGCGCGAGGCGCUGGACCGGGAGCGGGUGUCGGAGUACGAGGUGGAGGUGCGUGCGGAGGACGGCGGGGCGCCGGCGCUGCGCGCCAGCCGCGGGCUGCGGGUGCCGGUGUCGGACGUGAACGACAACGCGCCCGCGUUCGCGCAGGCCGUGUACACGGUGCUGGCGCGGGAGAACAACGCGGCGGGCGCGGAGCUGGCGCGGCUGUGGGCGCGGGACCCGGACGAGGCGGGCAACGGGCGCGUCAGCUACUCGCUGUGGGACGGCGGCCUGGGCGUGGGCGGCGGCGGGGCCGCGGGCUCCUCGCCGGGCGGCGGGUGGCGUGCGGCGUCGAGCUACGUGUCGGUGGACGCGGAGAGCGGGCGCCUGUGGGCGCUGCAGCCCUUGGACUACGAGGAGCUGCAGGUGCUGCAGUUCGAGGUGCGCGCGGUGGACGCGGGGGAGCCGCCGCUGAGCGGCAACGCCACGGUGCAGCUCUUCGUGCUGGACGAGAACGACAACGCGCCGGCGCUGCUGCCGCCCGCGGGCUCGGCACCGGAGGCGGGCGCCGUGGCGGCAGCGGAGGCGAUGCUGUCGGGGGCGGGCUCGGAGUCGGGCACGCUGUGGGCGUGGGCGGCGUGGGGGGCGCCGGCGGGGCAGGUGGUGGCGAAGAUCCGCGCCGUGGACGCCGACUCGGGCUACAACGCGUGGCUGCGCUACGAGCUGUGGGAGCCGCGGGGCAAGGGCCCGUUCCGCGUGGGGCUCUACAGCGGCGAGGUGAGCACGGCGCGGGCGCUGGACGAGGCGGACGGGCCUCGCCAGAGGCUGCUGAUCGUCGUGCGCGACCACGGCGAGCCGGCGCGCUCGGCCACGGCCACGCUCAGCGUGUCGCUGCUCGAGGCGGCCGAGGCGGCGCUGGCCGCGGGAUCCUCGUCGUCGUCGUCGCUGUCGCGCUCGGCGGCGGCCGCCGAGCUCGGGCCCGGCGCGGCCAGCGCGGCCACCAACGUGUGGCUGGUGGUGGCCAUCUGCGCCGUGUCCAGCCUCUUCCUGCUGGCCGUGGUGCUGUACGGGGCGUCGCGCUGGGCGCCGCGGGCGGCCGUGCUCUCGGGGCCCGGGCCCACCACGCUCGUGUGCGCCAGCGAAGUGGGCAGCUGGUCCUACUCGCAGCGCCACAGCCGCAGCCUGUGCGUGACGGACGGUGCUGCCAAGAGCGACCUCAUGGUUUUCAGCCCCAACUUCCCUCCGCCGCCGCCCUGUUCUACAGCCAAGGACACGCAGCCGGAGCCCUCCGCUCUCCUCGAAACGGUCAGUGGCAAUACUUUGCUCACCUCUGUUCACUCCCUUUGCCCCUUGUCUCUCUUUUCCCUCGGUGGUUCAGUUAUUAGCCAGGCUCCGCUCCCGCACUCCUAAGGCAGUGGGUGCUUAGAUGUGCUAAUAGCACCAUUGUAUCUGCUCCUUUGUUCUUGCAGAGGGAGGGUAUCUCUGUAACCCUUUAGGGAACGCGCCUGAAAUUUGCUGCUGUGGGUAUGAAUUGUUCUGCCCUAGAAUGAAAUCUCUGCUGACUAUGGUGAGAGGUGUCCCGCGAUUGCACGAGGCUUCGGUUUUGGAGACUGCCCUGUUUUUUGCUGAUUGUGUAGGUUUUCCACCCGAGGUCACUGAAGUUGUGCAGGUUAGGCUGAGGUGGUGACCGUCUGCCAGGCGCUGUGUAUCUCCUCAUUGCCUUUGCUGACUGCUGACCGUGGUGGUAUCACCUGUGGUUUCUUCUCUGGCGUCAUGUUCUGUCAUUUGUUCUCUGCAAGAGAUGCAAGUCAAGGUGAUCAUUUGGACUUCUGUCCUCAUGUCAUUAUGGAAAUCAGGAAGGCUUUGUGGCCUUUUCAUUGGUUUUUUUUCCCUCCCAGUUUUUGUUAGGUGUAGUUGUUAAUUUGCAUUUCUGGAUGAACAGGUGACUUGAUGCACAGUGAGCUUUUUUUGGUAUGGUUUUUUAAUAUUUACAUUUGGAACACCUUGAAAAGUUUUCUGUAAAUCGUCUUCAAAACAAUGACAACAAAAAUUUCUUCUGCAGAGUACACAGCCACUGUAUUGGUGAGUUCAUUACCGUGUUGCUUGGUCUCUCUCAGCAUGACAUCAGUGUCCAUUGCCAUGAGAGCUGUCCCAACAUGACUGCUCCAGUAAAUAUUGGUCCAGACCAUGUAUGUGAUGCCAUCUGUGUGGAUUUCACAGUGCUCUCACUGCUGGGAAGCGUGAGCAAAAGUCUAAUUGUCCCCUGAGGUAGGAAAGGAAAUUGUGCCUUGUCACAGAGGUGAAUGAGGCAGUGACACUGAGCGAGCCCUGGCCCUGUCCUGGUUUGAAAGGUGACCUGGAGCACUGGGAAGCCUUCUCUGAGGGAACCUGAAAUCAUUUGUGAGACAAUGGGUCAUAUCAUAGGAGGACUGGAAUGGCAAUUGUAUCCUUUUCUGGAGAAUGUUAGAGACUGGGGAAUGGAGAUGAUUAGAGGAAAGCAGGAGGCAGGAUGGGCCCAGAGUGUUUCUGCCCAGGAUCAUUUCUAUGUUCCAAGCAUCUGGUGUUGCAAACCUUUUGUAUCUUGAGGUAAUCUGUGGUAUUGAAAUGGCCACAGAGUCCUUUGUGGUUAUGAAUAUCUCCCAUCAGAAACAGUUCCUUGUGCUGCCUCUGGCCUGACACAGGGAAUUGGUUGGGUAACAGUUGGUAACAUGCAGACUGAUGAACAUUUUUGCUGUUGUUUGGGGGGGUGUUCUUGUGGGAGUGUGGCACCACAAACUGCUUUCCAUGUGUAUUGUAGGGUACCUAUAGCAGCUUCCACAGCUCUUGCCAUGGUGGAUAAUUGCUUCAUCUCUUCAGAGAUCAUUUUUAAGGGCAGUUGAAGGGAUGGGGUUAAUCUGGUGCUAUUCCUCUCCUUCUUGUGCUCCUGCAUGGUCAGUCUGGGUAGAGGUGGUGAGUCCUGUUAUCACACAUGGCUCAUUCUGGUGUCUGGAUGUACACACCCAACCUCCACAUCUACAGAGCAGCCCAAUUCUCGUUUUCUAUUCUUGAAAUUCUCUCAUCUGGUGAACAUUUUGAGUGCACUUGUUCACUAUUCUAAUCACAGAAUGUUUAAGAACUUGGUUUGUAUCUGCUAUUGCUGAAAAGGCACAAAGCAUCCUGGCAUGAGGGAAAAGUCAAAGAGGCACAGAAUGGAUUUGCAGCACGCUGUUUAUUAGUGCCAGGCAUAAUGUAACCCCGUCUUUGGGGUUUGGGGAGGGAAGAGAGAAUGUCUCCUUUACUGCAGAGAUCCCAGGUUGUAAGGUACAGGAUCACAGUAGAUCAUGAGGACAAUCCCAUGACACAGUGCUGCUCUUCUGGAAUCCUAUCAGGACAUCCAGAAGUUCUCCAUAUCUUAGGGUACUGUUAUUCUUCCUGGUAUUGUUGCUUGUGAAGACAUCUGCCCUGUGUGUCUUUAAUUGCUUGGUUUUAAUGUGGAACAUUGUUUGUCAAUGAGAAGAUUUUGAAAUUUGGAGCAUGCUGCUGAGCCUUCUCUGAACACCUUCCUUGCAGUCAGAAGGGAAGAAGGACGAGAGCUUUUCCCAAAGAACGUGUCCCAACAUCACGUCAAGAAUGUUGAUGAGACAGUAAGACAAUUCCCUUCUUGGUAAGGGAAGAGUGAACAGAGGAUGGAAAUGGAAUAAAACUGAAAGCAAUAAGAGUGUACUGAAGGAAGGAAAGAUGGAUAUAGAGAGAGAGAAGGGAAGAAGAGAAGGGAAGAAGAAAGUAGUAGAAAA